Messenger RNA from Closterium sp. Yama58-4, 1032 nucleotides. Lineage: Eukaryota; Viridiplantae; Streptophyta; Zygnematophyceae; Desmidiales; Closteriaceae. The record is from the annotation of a GenBank genome assembly.
AUGGUGCAGCACGUGCAUCCCGAUUGUAUAAAUGCGAGCAAUCCCUACCACGAGUGCACGGACUAUUGCUUUCGGAAAAUCGCCGAGCGGAAAGGCCGACCUGGAGCGACCGCACCUACGAAAGGCGAGGCACCGUCGCAGCUCCCUACCUCCUUCGGCAGACAAGAGAAAUUCAAACGGAAGUACGACGAGGUUGUCGUAGACGGACGGAAAGCGGCGGUUGGACCGGGAGAGGAGGACAUAUCCGUGGUCGCAGCUCAGAGCACUCGGCAAUCUCGAGGCCGACAAGCUCAGCGUCGAGAUUCGCCAGAUCGGACGGCUGAGGAUGACCGGCAGGCGGCAGCGGACGUGGUGGAUGUGCCGAGCUAUGAAGGGAUGGACGCCCGGCAAAAGAAGCUUUUUGAGAUACGCUUGAAGCUGAACCAGGCGCGGAAGGCUAAUCAGACCGCGGUUGUCGCGGAGAAGCGGCGGGAGGAGAAACCCGAGGAGGAGGAGUCGCGCGGAGUGAGCAAGGCGGCAUGGUUCGAGGAGAAGAAGCGCAAGAUGAGCAAGCAGCUGGACGCCGCCGGGCUGGAUAUCACCAAGGCGUACAUGCUGGAAACGCAGGAGGCGGCGGAGAGCAAGUACAAGAAGUGGGAGAAGAAACCGGCUCCUUUUGGCUGGGAUGCGUUCAAUCAGCAGGCACUGUAUAACGCGUACAAGAAGCGCACAGGCAACAUCCCGUACACAGAAGAGGAAUAUCUUAAAGCCAAGGAAAAAGACCCGGACUUUUACCGCGACGACGCGAGCCUCCAGUACGGGCAAGCUCCGGAGAUUCCCGAGGAGAACGUCGACAGAAUGGUGGCUGAGCUGACAGAUAGAGCCAAGAGCCGCAAGGAGUUCAGCCGAAGGAGACGGCACCACGACGAGAAGGACAUUGAUAGUAUCAACGAUCGGAACGAGCACUUCAACCGGAAGAUUGAGCGAGCGUUUGGGAAAUACACGGUGGAGAUUAAGAAUAACCUGGAGCGGGGUACUGCGUUGCCGGAUUAA